This is a messenger RNA of Macrobrachium nipponense, 3692 nucleotides long. RefSeq names its product corticotropin-releasing factor-binding protein-like. Bases 155 to 1081 code for a protein of 308 amino acids. The record is from RefSeq and is a predicted model, not a curated record. Gene Ontology annotation, biological process: negative regulation of corticotropin secretion; negative regulation of corticotropin-releasing hormone receptor activity; hormone-mediated signaling pathway. The transcript is spliced from 8 exons. Gene Ontology annotation, molecular function: corticotropin-releasing hormone binding. NCBI's taxonomy places the organism in Eukaryota, Metazoa, Arthropoda, Malacostraca, Decapoda, Palaemonidae.
UCCUCCAACAGCGUGUCGUGUGCCGUCGGUUUCAACAGGUUGUCCGGGGCGUGAGAAACUCAGGCCCGUUAGGCACUCCCCGUCUACCAGGUUGCACAUUCACAUUAAACUCGAGACAAGCGGAGUGAAGGCAGUGCCUAGCCUUGUUUUCAGCAUGUUUCUUGCACUUUGGGUCACUGCUGGCCUGCUAUGCUGCGCCUACACAUCGCCUGUCACGAAGACUGUGUCCCAAAAGGUGGAACUGAGUCCUAGUCUGCGCACGAAGAGGAACACGAGGAUCAUUGAAGAAUGUAUUUUGAUGGGCCUGGAGGAGGGAACUUACUACUACAAGAGCCGAGGGACAGGAGACGUGUGUGGGGUCUACCUCGUCAGCCAGCCAGACGAGGCUAUCCAGGUCUCGUUCGACUACUUAAACGUUGACUGCGACACUGACGGCCUUGUCAGCUUCGUGGAUGGUUGGGAGUUGGGUGGGGAGGUAUUUCCCAGCGAGAUGGAUGCGCCCCUGGAGGGCAGAUUUCACGAAUUCUGUGGGAAGCUCAAGAAGAAAGAGUUCAUGUCCACCGGGAACGCGGCACUCAUUCAGUAUCGCAUCCCGACGCGAGGAAAUGGCUUCAAAAUCACCGUCAAAUACACGAAGAACCCAUCACCCUGUAACAUCCUGGUAGACAACGUGAGUGGCGUCUACACUCUGCGGAACCACGGUCGUCGGUCCAACUGUUCCAUCACCGCCAUCUUUCCGGCAUCCGUGAGCCUUCUUCAGCUGGCAGUAGGCAUCAACGGCGCCAUCGUACCGAACAGGGCCGUUGAGACAGGAGUGCUUAGCAGGUGCCAGAAACGAGGCGCCCGAGACUACGUGCAGAUAGGAGGUGGACAUGGCUUGGACACCUCCAGCAUGGAAGUGGAAGAUUCCGUCUGUGGCCUAGAUUCAAAUCCUCGUAUUCCAACCUCUCAUAUCUUCUGUGGAAUGACGACAGUGCGCAUGGUCUCUUCUGGCCUAACUGACAACUCGAUCACUGUUGCCAUAACACAACUCUCUGAUUUGGAUAUAAUGCCGACUCUUAUGUGUGAACUGCCACUGUGAGCAGGAAACACGUUCCUUCUUUUCGAUGGCAUUCAAGAGGACGCCGUUUAGAUCUACCCAACCUUCACCGCCACUCCCUUAGCACAGUACUUCUAAGUCUGAGUUCCUUUGGUCACCCUGAGAGGCCUCGUUUCUCAAGUCUGUUGUCUUCAUUCAAGACGGAAUUGCACAAAGGAGAGGCUAAUCCUUCAUCUCGCAUCUCCUGUAAUGUCUUCUGUAUUUAGUCCAUGGAUUUCAAGCUUUUGCUUCAGAGGACGUUUUCGCUCAACUUUUGUCUCGCAGCGUUUCCUGCCACCAGACUUUUAACAAAUUUCAUAAAAGAUUGAACUGACAUGAGCAUGCGUUGAUGCGCAGAGUAAUUUAUGGAAUAUAACGUAUGGGCUGAGCAUUCUGUAAUAAACAAGAAAAAGGAUUUCCUCUCUCACUUUCUGACCUUAGCUGUCAUCACAUAACAAAGUUUUAUUGACGCACAAAAAAAAUGUUCAUCUUUAAACACCUUGCUAUGAUGACAUACAUUCUUUUUAAUCUUUUCAGUCUGUUCAGAUGGUGAGGGCAAUCCUCAAAAUCGCGAGGAUUGCCUCUCACUACUCCCUGAGAGUAUGCAGGUGAAAUAUCAGUACUGUUGAAUCAAUUGGAAACAUGAUCUUUAAACAAUUUUCUCAGAAUUACUGUGAAAUGUAGUAAAGCUAUUUUGAUCCCUUGUAAGCGAGGCCAGAAACACCAAAAGGCAUUUAGAAUGGAUAAUUAAUAUUAUAGCAAGUGGAUCGGCAGUGAAAUUGUUUUGCUCAGAUCAAGAUACACCGAUAAUCCCAGCAACUCGCGAUUAUCCUCGGGUCCCAUUCAAACAGUCAGAACCCACAGGCAUAAAGUGGGUGUUAUUUCAUUUAACCUUCUCCCACAUCAACUUGCAGUAAUAAGUACAUUUCAGUGUAGUUCUCAGAUAAAAAAAAAAUACAAAAUAUGAACUUUGAUCGAAAGCAAACAGAUGCGAAUGAUUAUUAUUAAAAUCGAAGAUACUGAAGUAUCUUUAAGGAUUCUCUCUCUCACUCUCUCUCACCUAACGCAUGAUUUGAUCCCGCUGCAUUCAAAAGUGAAUUCUGGAAAUUUGUUUCACAAAAGAUGAUUCCCAGUUAGGUUAUUGUUAUUACACUGAAACAAAGGGUAGGCAAUAUUACUGACAUAUUGAGUUGUCCAAUAAAUGGUAAUGCAUUUGGUAAAGGCAUUUUUUUUCUGACAUAAAAAGGUGAAAAAUAUUUUAUCCUUGCUCCUCAUUAAACUAACUUAAGUAGAUAACAUAUGGAAAUAUGAAGUAAAAAAAGAUGUUACCCCAUUGAUCAUAAAGUUACACCUCAUUUGCCCGAAAGACAAACCUAUUUUAUUUCACUUGAUACCAAUUCCUUUUAAUCUCGAAAACCUAAUUAUCUGAAGUGCUUAUAGCUUUGUCAAAAGAUCAAUUUUUGAAAUAAAAUAUGUUUAAAUUUUUAAAUAAAACAUUAAUGACUUGUUUAACUAUCAACAGGUAAUGUGUUUGGAAUUACAAUAGAACGACAUGCUUCAAUAUCACUUUCCUUAACCUGUCCUGAUUGUGAAAUGUGGCUUUCAAGGGAAAUGUCUAUAGGGAUUUGUCCAAAACCUCAGAAAGUUCUUUUUAUGUGAUUACGAGGUUAGGACAUGAGGCCAGGAAGUGGACUUCACUUUUAAUAUGAUAUUCCUCAAGGUUUUUCUUUUUUUAAAGAAAAUGUUUCAUCUUAUGACACCUUCAUCCUCCCUUCCUGCUAGUUUAUUUCCUUCUAAUCCUGUAUGAGCAGGGACCCAAGAAAAGUGAACCAAUAUUUGACAGCUGGAGAGAUGAAAGAGCUACUCUUAAGCUUUUUGAAUUAGCUGGAAUAGCUGAAUUUUUCCAUUGCUUCUAGGACAUUUCCUGAUUCACCAUAAAUAACAACAGAAUUAUAUUUCCCUGUCCAUAAUUUUAAAAAAAUGGUAGAGGAUUCUGGUAGUUUAGCAACAUAUGACUGGCAGUCAAAUACUACUGUACAAUCCUACUCUCCUUGUGAUUUUGAUCCACCAGUGUAAAUUUUCUUUUCAUUUCCAUUGUUAUCGUUAUCAUGGUCUAAUUCUUCAAGUGGCUGAUUGUUUUCCUGUAAACUUUCCCUCCAUCUGCUUAGUUCUGGAAAUAACCAAGGAGGAAUUGGAAGAUCGACACCAAUGAUUUUCUGAGUUUUUCUGUUAUCAUCAUCUGCAAGCUGUCUGAUUUGGAAAAGCCAGGGGAUCUUGCUCUAAACCUUCUUGAAUCCUAUUCUGUCAAGAUCGUAAAGGUUAAGAUUAUCUUAUGAGCUUUUCAACCGCACUAUGUAUCACAGCCCCAGGUCGUUGCUGCCUUCUUGAAUCUAAUGGUAACUCCCUUGAAUCUACGUAAAGUCUCUCAACAGGUGAAACCCUGGAGUCUCCGGUGCAGGCUCGCAGCCCCAUAUUGUGAACAGCAUCCAGUGCCUUUAGUUUUGAUUUUGAAACUGAAGACUGCACUUGGCAACCAUUGGAUCUACAUAUUGCACCGUAGAGUUCUAGUAGAGAUAUUUUGUCAGUACAUCAAAUAAAACUCGAUGUAACUUAA